Messenger RNA from Drosophila rhopaloa, 6984 nucleotides. RefSeq lists its product as uncharacterized. NCBI's taxonomy places the organism in Eukaryota, Metazoa, Arthropoda, Insecta, Diptera, Drosophilidae. Gene Ontology annotation, cellular component: plasma membrane. The transcript is spliced from 9 exons. Gene Ontology annotation, biological process: Notch signaling pathway; membrane protein ectodomain proteolysis. Gene Ontology annotation, molecular function: metalloendopeptidase activity. The coding region runs from base 357 to 4982 and encodes 1541 amino acids. The record is from RefSeq and is a predicted model, not a curated record.
AAAGUUAGACCCCUAACAACAGGGGCCAAAAAUGGCACGGGAAAACGAAAUUUACCCGAUUUAGACCUGGAUGAUUGGGCAGAAGAACAGGUUUUAGGCCGUGGCAACAACGAAAAAAAAAGAAAAAAAACUGGCGACUGGCUUAUACCAUUUACGCCAUUAACGGAGGUCGAUUGUUUUCUAAGUCGAAGAUGUCACUGUUUGGAGCAACUUUUUCGCAGCGAAUCCCACAACAAUAACAAAUAACCAGCGCCAAUGAUGUGAUACAGCAGCAGAGGUUGAGUUCGGAAAACACAACCUUCAAGUAGUUUAGGCCACCCACAAUCACCCGGAACCGAAUCCGGAUCAAAUCCACGAUGAGCUGGCUGCUGGGCCUUCUGGGGCUGCAGAUCCUGUUCCUCUGGCUUUUGCGGCUGCCCGGCGAGAUCCUGGCCAUACCCACGCCGCUCAAGUUGCCAGGCUACACCCACAGGCUGACGCCUUAUAUUAAGCACUGGGAAGCGGCGAACUUCGAUCGAGGGGUGCUGCAGGCGGCGCAGGUCAGACACCUGGAGCAGGCGCGCUUCCGGCAGAAGCGACAGGUGAGGACAGAGGCCACCACACAGAGUGGACUGGCGCACACCAUACGCUUGAAUUUCUCCGCCCACGACAGAGAUUUUCGUCUGGUGCUGCGCCAACAGCCGCAUUCGGUUUUCGCCCACGACGUGGAGAUCGAGAACACUCUGGGUCCCAUCGACUACGAUGUGUCACGCAUUUACACCGGCAGCCUGGAGGAUGACGAGACGGCCCAUGUCCAGGCGAUCCUAACCAGCGACAAUCUGCUGGACGGAACGAUAGAGACCCAGGCGGAGCACUACUACAUCGAGCCGGCGCAGCGAUAUUCCCAGCAGCUGGCCGAGAGCGGAGUCCACAGCAUAGUCUAUAAGUUAAGUGAUGUAAAUAUGCAGAAGACACAGUUCUCUGGCGGAGGACUUAAUUCCGAGGCGCCCGCCAAGUCGCACUGCGCCAGCGAGAAGCUGAGGAAGAAGCGCUGGUUGCCAGAUGAGCUGGCCAUGUCGGAUGCUCCAGCGCCAACGUAUAAUCGCAAUCCCCCCCUGCCGCUGGAUCUGGAGGUGCCCUACAACGACGACUUUCGCGUUCUCGCCUCCGAGGAAGACAAGAGCGAGGAGUCGCCGAGGAAGUACCCAACAACGUCCACAACUAGGAGCACCGUGCGAAGUACGGAGAGUUUCCUGGCCACGCUGACUAAGCCCACGUCGAACCGCAACAUACUUGUAAAUAACUACAAUCCCUCCAAUGUCGGCGAGGGAAGUCGCAGCUAUAGCAACAGCAACAACAAUGCCAACAGCAAUAAUAAUAAUAAUAACUACAAUAACAAUAAUAAUAGUAAUAACAAUGUGCGGAAGUUGUACACCAAACACAAGAACAUUAUUGUGAGCACGUACAAUCGACCCAUCGAACCGGAAUUCGGAACGCCCUACGAGGAACCGAAUAACAAUGGUACCCGCGACCUGCCCAGUAACUUCUUCAAUGCCAACUGGACAACGCUCUUUCUGGGAAAUAACAACAAUGGCAAUGACCGACCCAGUCACAAAACGCAUGUGGAAAUCAUCACCAAGAAUGGAGCCACCAAGAAGCCAAAUAUCAUUGUCAAUAACUACAAUCCAGAGAUAAUAUUCGCCCCAAAUCCGCACAACCCAAGUUUUAACAGCAUGCUAAUGACAAAUCUGUUAAGCGGUAGGGGCGGAGAGGAUAUUCAUAGUUCUCCAAGGCUGCUCUACGAUCGCAAGACUACCUGCAUGUUGUAUCUGCAGGCAGAUCAUACGUUCUUCCAGAAAAUGGGUUCGGAUGAGGCUUCGAUAGAGGCUAUCACGAGGCAUGUGCAGCGGGCCAAUACUAUCUACCGGAAUACGGACUUCAACAAUGAUGGAAAACCAGAUAAUAUCACGUUCAUGAUUAAGCGCAUCAAGGUGCACAACAUGAAUGCAAUGAAAGAUCCCAGUUACCGAUUUCCUGGAAACUACGGAGUGGAAAAGUUUCUGGAAUUGUUUUCGGAGGAGGACUAUGAUGCCUUUUGCUUGGCGUACAUGUUCACUUAUCGUGACUUCGAGAUGGGAACUUUGGGAUUGGCCUGGACGGGUGAUCUAAAAAACGCUGGCGGAGUUUGCGAGAAGAAUGGUCAUUAUAGGGGUUCUCUUAAGUCUCUUAAUACGGGGAUAGUCACACUGUUGAACUAUGGAAAACAUGUUCCACCUGCAGUGUCCCAUGUGACAUUGGCACAUGAAAUUGGCCACAACUUUGGAUCACCGCACGAUCCAGAGCAGUGUACUCCUGGUGGUGAGGACGGAAACUUCAUCAUGUUUGCCCGUGCCACUUCGGGUGACAAGAAGAACAACAAUAAGUUCAGCACCUGUUCUCUGAAAUCAAUAGAACCAGUGCUAAAUGCCAAGGCACGUUCUAUGAAGGGUUGUUUCACAGAACCGCAGUCCUCGAUUUGUGGCAAUGGCGUGGUGGAACCGGGCGAGCAGUGCGAUUGUGGAUGGGAGGAGGACUGCAAGGACUCGUGCUGUUUCCCCAUGUCAAGGCAACCGCGUCUGGACGAAACUCCCUGCACCCUGACGCCUCAUGCCCGUUGUAGUCCUUCGCAAGGACCCUGCUGCACCACCGACUGCAAGCUGAAAUUCGGCGAUAAGUGCCGGGAUGAUAAUGGCUGCAGGGAUCCUUCCUUCUGCGACGGUCGGGUGCCCCAGUGUCCUCCAUCGGUGAACAAGCCGAACAAGACCAUCUGCAACAAAGAGUUCGUCUGCUACAUGGGCGACUGCACGGGAAGUAUUUGUUUGGCCUACGGCCUUGAAUCGUGUCAGUGCAUUCCAGGACCUCAGGACGAUCGGAUCAAGUCCUGUGAGCUGUGCUGCAAGAUGCCAGGGGAGGAUAGUCCCUGCCGAAGUUCUUUCGAGUGGAAUGAGGCUCCUUUCGAUGUACCCGAUAUGUACUCGAAGCCGGGAACACCAUGCAAUGAUUAUAAUGGAUACUGUGAUGUUUUUCAAAAGUGCAGGGAGGUGGAUCCUUCUGGUCCAUUGGCUACUUUGCGUAAGCUCUUGCUUUCUGAGGAGAGCAUAGCCACCUUUAAGAAGUGGAUGCAGCACAACUGGUAUACAGUAGCUCUGGCUGCUGUGGGCGUUAUUCUGCUUCUGGCGCUAAGCACAAAGUUGCUGGCGAAGCGGUCGAAUCUGAAGCUUAAGUCCGUCACCAUUAUACACAGUGCCACCACGGAGACAGUGCGUCUGCCCGAGAACAACAACGGUGUGAUAGUUCACACAGCCGUGAGGACAAAGGUUCCAUUCAAAAAGAAGGUUCGUGGCGAGAGGAGUAAAAAACCGGGAACAGGAGCUGUAACUGGAGCAGGAGUAUCAAGCACAGCUGCAGUUGCUUCCCGAAGUGCAGCCAAAAGCAGUGCCAAUUCAGAGCCAAAGAAAACCACUAGAACUCAAGCAAUGGCCAAGAAGAAAUCUCUCGAGGAGGAGCCAAAGAAAUCCAACAAAAAGCUGGGCAAGCAUAUGAAGGAGAUUAUCGACUAUUCGCAUCGCAACAACAACGGGGAUGAUGCCUCAAAUCUUUCAACCACCAACAACCAUACCAACACCUUUGGCAAGGUGCAAAAGUGGCUGCUGGAAUCGCCAAUUGUGGCUCAGCCAUUGUCCCACAUUGAGCACAGUUCUCGGGUCCGCAAGGUUAUGAGUAAAUCCCAAUCUACACCUGAAAGACUGGUGCAAAAGACACCACAGAAGACCAAGUCCAUGGGUAAUCUAUCCAACGAGAAAGUUAAACUGCAGGUUGUCUACAAGCCGCCGUUCAAGUUCUCCUUAAGAUUGUCCAAGAAACCAAAAGUGAAAACACAUGUGGUGGGCGCAGGUGUACGGCCAAAAAGAGGUCAAAAGACAAGUAACCGAACAGCAGGCCAAUCCUCCUCAAAAGAUGUAUCAACACGCGCCAAAAGGAGUGCUCUUUUGCUCUGCAACGAAGCAGAGGAUGAUAACCAGAUCCUCACCCUCAACGAACCGAACUACGAGACCUUGAAGCCGCCCACACCGCCGAGGUCCAUGGAACAUUGCUACGAGAAUGUGGAUAUGCAGGCAGAGGCCUCCAGUUCGAAGCCAAGCAGCAGCAGCAAGGUGGCACCCAGCUCACAAAACAGAGUCAAUUUGGAGGAAACUCCGCCAGUAUCAGCCCAGAGGAACUCUUAUCGUAGGUCUAACUCCCUAUCCACCCACAAUCCCUUUGCGGCAGCUCCUCGUCGGAGCAGCAGCAAGGCCAGUGGAUCGGUGAAUCUCACGCGAAACUUUGGUAGCACGCAGAAUUUGAUUAAUCUCAGUCAGAAUUUGGCCAAAACCAAGAAGCGCAGCAGUCUGAACCUAAAGGGCAGUGGUAGUGGAGCAACAAGGAGCGGGAAGGAUCCGCCAACUAUGGCAGCUGCCUCGCCACAAAGGCGUUCCUCCUCGAACGCCAAUCUUCGCAGGGACAGCAGUGUCUCCUCUUCGAAGGCAUUGCCUGUUCCACCGACCAGGAACUCUCGAAAUAGCUUCAGCAAUAUUCCAAGGGCCAGUUUAGGAGGAGGAAACAGCAAUGCCUCCGCAAACACUGGGGCGCCGCCUAGUUUCUCUCGUCAAUCUUCCAGCAGCACGGCAACCAGUAGCUCAUCCAUAACGCCAGGGCUACCCUCGGGAGUGGCGUUGCAGCAAUCCGCCUCGACAAGCGCCAUGCAGCGUCAGCCAACCUCGCAGCCCAUGAGGAGAAGCCUCCACAAUUUCAGGACGCGCGCCACAGGUACAGGCGCGGCAGCAACAACAGCAACUGGAAAACUGGGAGCAGCAGCAACAUCUGCAGGAGCAACACCUGCAGCAGCGGCAACAUCAACCGAUAACAAUGAGCUCCCUUCUGAUCUGGAGGUAGUUGUUUCCGAUGUGGAGAACCUCGUUAGCUAAGGGCAGCUCCCCCGUUCCAGUUUCCACAACCAACCAAGUGAAAGUGAUAAGUCUUAAUGUUAGUUAUACAAAUUGUCGCAUAGGUUUACUUGCAUACAUAUAUAUGUAUUUGUACAUACAUUAUAUAUAUGUGUACUUUACACUGCCUUAAACUUGCCGUUUCUGCUGAAUAUGUGAAAUACCACGCCCACUCACACGAACAGACAUUAAACCGCAUUCCACACGCCCAUAAAUAUCCCGACCAAGGCUCGCCCCAGCACUUCGAAUGCAUCACCACCCGCUAAGCCACCCAUCCAACCGCUCACCCACUCAACCACACGCCCACUGAAGCCACCGCAAUCCAAACCGCCAGCCGCACUUUGUACCUUUUACUGUUUACUGUUUGUAUUGUAUUGUGUACACUGAAAAUUUUACCAGCCUUUAAAGUUCCGGUUUCCAGAUUCGAUUAUAUUUAGGCGUUACAAUGAUAUUGUCUGUAAAAAUCUAUUAGUUCUCUGAUUUAGCCAAAUAUCUGACUGAAAGAUUGCUACAAUAUAUUAAUUGGAUACAGAUCUAUAACGUUUAUAAACCCAUUUUUUAUAGUGGCUUAAAUCUGAUCAAAUUAAUUAUAAAGAAAAGAUUAAACUAAAAAAAUUUAUUUAUAUCCUUUCCGAUCUAAUCCAAUUUGGAACUGGCAACUGGUGUAUGUUUAGUUAUUCUUUUUCGGUUUGUUAUUUAAAAGAGCAAAACUAAAUGAGCUUUACUUUAAAAAAUAAAUAUCCCUAUUAUUUCAAUAUCAAAUUUAGCUAUUUCAUAAUCGUUAUAAGAACACAAGCGAAACUGAAUACCUUAUCAUACACCCCCUCCUUAUGUUUGCCUAAUCUUGGCCUAUACUUUAAGUUAAUUUCAAAACAGUAUUACUGAAACUGUUACGUACCUACUAUAUACUUAAAUUGCUUAGUUUGCCUGCUCUUCAAGUUUCCAACAACGAUCACUACUCAUCUAAACUACGAAGACACACAGAACAAUACAAGGUGCUAUUUUAGUGAAAAACUAAAACGAAAAAAAUAUUAGCCGAGAACAUUUUCAAAAUCCUUUGCAUAUUUUCUCAAGAUCAAAACUAAUAUUAGAAUGGAAUAGAGAAAGAUUGAAGUUGGUGUAGCCCACGAAGAAAUAAAGGGAGCCGGGGAAAGUUGCAAAUAGUUGUACGGAAUAGAUACAAAAAUAACCAACGAUACUGUCAAUAAAUCAAAAGCAUCAUGCAUCGAAAGUAGGUUUUAGAGAAUGCCCAGCAAGCCACAUAGAAAGUUAGCCACCCAAACGUUUAAAUAAAUCCACCCGAUAUCCUUGAGCACCGGCACCUGUAAACUCGCAUCGAUCCCAUAGUAACACCUGCAACUCAGUAGCCUGUAGUGUACAUAGGAUAUUGAAUGGACAUAGUUUUUAUAUGCAAUACCAAGUUAGAGCAAUGAGAACAAACAAUAAAGAGACACCUAACGAUAUUCAUACAUAAGUAGGAUAUAGAGUCACAUUCCGUAACGAAUCACUGAGCAGCGGCUUUCGAGUUACACACUAACACCCAAACAAUAACGAUCUUUAGGCUAAGGAUAACGAUUGAUAUUUGUAGCUAUAUGAAUGUGUAGGAAAUCAAACGGCGUAUCAAAAAUAUAUACAUACAUCCAUAUGGGACGUGCAAUAACCAUUGCAACUUUACGAGCAUUUGGGUAUAUUUUUGUGUAAUAUACAAGAUAGAAGACAUAAGCUCAGCUCAAGAGACCGACAACCGACCCAAAAUAUUGAAUAUUGACAGACAGACAGUUAACGCGUUGGCCAGUAAUGAAACGGAGAACGGAAAUAGUUAAAACGAGUACGCGACAAUCGCUUUGAAAUGCUUAACAUAAAAAACAAUUAAUGGUAAACCCGAAAAUCGAAUUGAAGUUUAGUUUCUACUUUGUCUUGACUACAUAUUUCAAUACGAAACUAUACAAAAUAAUGGCAGGCAAAAAAAAACUACAAAAAAAGA